AUGAGUAACGACAGUAACGGAGUUGGGGCGCUUCAGCCCCUCUGGAACUUAAAUGGGUCCUCAGUCAACCAGUCAGCUGACUUGUUCUCCAAUGCCUCAUGUAACAUGUCCACCAAUGACUCAAUGUCAUGCUCUUCAAUGGACGAUGGAGUCGGGACAGGAAGUCCAUAUAAGACCCUGGAGAUGUUUUUUAUUGCUUUGGUUACUGGAUCUCUGAGCUUUGUGACUGUCACAGGAAAUAUUUUAGUCAUGCUGUCCAUCAAAGUAAACCGCCACCUACAAACUGUCAAUAAUUACUUCUUAUUUUCAUUAGCAUGUGCUGACUUGAUCAUCGGCGUUUUCAGCAUGAAUUUGUACACUGUUUACAUCAUUGUUGGCUACUGGCCACUCGGGCCGGUGAUCUGUGACUUGUGGCUAGCUUUAGAUUAUGUUGUCUCAAAUGCCUCAGUGAUGAACUUAUUGAUCAUCAGUUUUGAUCGUUAUUUCUGCGUGACCAAACCCCUCACAUAUCCAACAAGAAGGACAACUAAGAUGGCUGGGUUAAUGAUUGCCGCUGCAUGGAUCCUGUCGUUCAUCCUUUGGGCUCCUGCCAUCUUGUUCUGGCAGUUCAUCGUUGGACAGCGAACAGUGCCACCUGGAGAGUGUUAUAUACAGUUCCUAUCCAACCCUGCGGCUACAUUUGGGACAGCAAUAGCAGCAUUCUAUCUUCCAGUCAUUAUUAUGACAGUCCUGUACAUCCAUAUUUCCCUGGCGUCCAGGAGCAGGGUCUCCAAACACAAACCAGAGAAGAAAGAGAAGAAAGGAAUAAAAACUCCCAGUUUGAUAAAGAGUCACCUGCUAAAGCAGAACAAUAAUAAUGAGACCAGCCCUCAGGUCAGUCCCCGCUCCACUCCCAAACUCAGUCUGGACUCAACUACCACUGCACUGGAAGCUGUGAAGAAUGGCAGAGUGGAGGAACCAAAUCCAGUAAAGCCACGGGGUCCAGCACAGCCCAGUCCAGGACUCACACAGGAAGAAAAAGAGAGCUCCAAUGACUCCUCAACAGCUUUUAUCCCCCCUACAGAACCAAAGAAGACCAACAAUGAGGUGAUAUCUGAGGCUGCAAAAAAUCCAGACCCAGUAGAGGAGACAGCAGCCAAUCCUUCAAUGUCCAAGAUCAACCCUUCCUCGAAGUGGUCCAAGAUAAAGAUUGUAACAAAGCAGGCCGGUGAUGAAUGCAUCACAGCUAUAGAGAUUGUCCCACCUGUAGAGGGAGCAGAGAGCCGCUCAAUCCCAAUCAGCCGCCCCAGGACUGUGGCAAGAAAGUUUGCAAGCAUUGCUAGAAGCCAAGUGAAGCGGAAAAGACAGAUGGCUGCCAGAGAAAAGAAAGUGACCAAGACUAUCUUUGCCAUCUUGCUGGCUUUCAUCAUUACAUGGACGCCAUAUAACGUCAUGGUAUUGAUCUCAACGUUCUGCCAUUCUUGUGUCCCUGACACUGUGUGGGCGAUUGGCUACUGGCUGUGUUAUGUCAACUCUACUAUCAACCCAGCUUGUUAUGCCCUGUGCAACGCUACAUUCAAAAAGACUUUCAAAAACCUGCUGCUGUGCCAGUAUAAAAACAUAGGUACAAGAUAA
Scomber japonicus (chub mackerel) is the source of this 1614-nucleotide messenger RNA. RefSeq names its product muscarinic acetylcholine receptor M4-like. Gene Ontology annotation, cellular component: plasma membrane; synapse; dendrite. Gene Ontology annotation, molecular function: G protein-coupled acetylcholine receptor activity; G protein-coupled serotonin receptor activity. Lineage: Eukaryota; Metazoa; Chordata; Actinopteri; Scombriformes; Scombridae. The coding region runs from base 1 to 1614 and encodes 537 amino acids. The record is from RefSeq and is a predicted model, not a curated record. The transcript has 7 exons. Gene Ontology annotation, biological process: G protein-coupled receptor signaling pathway, coupled to cyclic nucleotide second messenger; chemical synaptic transmission; adenylate cyclase-inhibiting G protein-coupled acetylcholine receptor signaling pathway.